Arabidopsis lyrata subsp. lyrata is the source of this 1944-nucleotide messenger RNA. Its product is annotated as probable BOI-related E3 ubiquitin-protein ligase 3. Gene Ontology annotation, molecular function: ubiquitin-protein transferase activity. The record is from RefSeq and is a predicted model, not a curated record. The transcript has 4 exons. The coding region runs from base 822 to 1838 and encodes 338 amino acids. NCBI's taxonomy places the organism in Eukaryota, Viridiplantae, Streptophyta, Magnoliopsida, Brassicales, Brassicaceae.
AGAAUUUUUUUUUAUAAUAUCGAUUUUGCCACCCAACUUCUCCCACUCCUUCACCACUGUGUCCUGCUGCUGCUUUCUCACCUCUCCAUCAUUCAUUUCUUUCGUUCUUUUUUUCUCCCAUCCGUUUCUUUUAUUCUUCUUUCCCCUUAAAUUAAAAUCUUUUAAAUUAAAUUAUUGGAUAUUGUUGUUUCUCUGCGUUUCUUUCCAAACCCAUUUUCUUCCUCUUCAAUUGAUUAAGCUUCUCUUCGACUUCUUGAUUUUACAGGAUCUGAAGGAAGCUUUGGUUUAAUUUAUUUCUGUAAAUCGGAUUAAUUUUUUGAUGGGCAAUCAUUAAGAGUUACAUACAUAUGUUCUCUUAGCUUCUCUUACAAGAUCUUUUGGGUAUGUCUUGUUCUUUGAAGUUGCUAUCUUUCUUCCAUGUUCCAGAGAUUUGCCUUAUUUUCUCACUUUUGACAUAAUAAUUUCUUUUGCCUGUUUUUGUUACUUGGUUUAAAUGAAUCUUUGACCAUGAUCACUAAAUUUGGUUCCUAGGCAAGAUCAAAAAAAGUUCAUCAAAUAGGCAAACUUGAUUCUCCAUAUAGAUUUACUAGAGUUCCUGUCUGGGUGUUGUUUAUGAAGAAUCAAUCAAUUCCUACUUGUUAGUAUCUGUAAUAUAUCUGAGGCCUUGAUCAUGAACUAUAGUUUCCUCGAACCAUAGUUUCCUCAAAGAUCUCAACUGUGUCUCUAGUUGGAUUGUAAUCUGUAUUUCUUACUGUAAUAUUUCUGAAAGUUCAAUACUUUACGGGUAUAUAUACACACAAAACGGUUAAGCUCUAGAGAAGAUGUUGGGAGGCAACAAUGAGAACCCUGUGCCGCAGGUUUUAAUGAACGACAGCCAGUUUCAGUAUCAAACAAAUACAUCGUUGAAUCAGCUUCACUUGCUUGGGACAAUGAGACCUGGUUGUACUAUUGAUCCCGUAAACUACUUUGCUAAUGAUAACCUAGCUCCUAUGAUUCGGCAUAAUAGCAAACGCGGAAGGGAAACCGAAAUCAAUAAUAAUAUGCAGAGACAGCAGAAGCUGCAGAUCUCUUUGAAUUAUAACUACAACAACAAUAGUGUUGUUCAAGAUGAAGUCCCAAAACAGAACUUAGUGUCCACGGGUCUGAGACUAUCUUAUGACGAUGAUGAGCGCAACUCUUCUGUAACUUCGGCAAAUUUAAGUAUCACAACUCCAGUCUUUCAGUCACUCGGUGACAAUAUCAGAUUGGACCUUCAUAGACAGAAAGAGGAGCUUGAUCAGUUUAUCAAAUUCCGGGCAGAUCAAAUGGCGAAAGGUGUGAGAGAUAUGAAACAGAGACAUGUCACGUCCUUUGUCACGGCCUUAGAGAAGGAUGUGAGUAAGAAGCUUCAAGAGAAAGACCAGGAGAUUGAAAGCAUGAACAAGAAGAACCGGGAACUCGUGGAUAAGAUAAAACAAGUGGCAGUGGAAGCUCAGAACUGGCAUUACAAAGCAAAGUACAAUGAAUCUGUGGUUAAUGCCUUAAAGAUAAACUUGCAACAAGUGAUGUCACAUGGAAACGACAACAAUGCAGCAGGAGUAGUAGCUGAUCAUCAUCAAAUGAAAGAAGGGUUUGGGGAUAGUGAGAUUGAUGACGAGGCAGCCUCAUACAACUACUUGAACAUCCCGGGGAUACCAAGUGCUGCGAUGAGGUGUAAGUCAUGUAACGUAAAGGAUGUUUCGGUCUUGCUCGUGCCGUGUAGGCACUUGAGUUUGUGUAAAGACUGUGAUGUGUUUACUGGUGUUUGUCCUGUUUGCCAGUCUUUGAAAACUUCUAGUGUUCAGGUCUUCUUCUCCUGAGUUGUCUUCAUACUGUUGAAAAGUUAAUGAUGGAGAAACAUGAACAUAUAUGUAUGUGAUGAUGAUGAUGAUGAUGAGCUGAAGAUGAAAAACUUGCUCGAGUCUU